Messenger RNA from Gaeumannomyces tritici R3-111a-1, 1885 nucleotides. RefSeq lists its product as hypothetical. The record is from RefSeq and is a predicted model, not a curated record. The transcript has a single exon. Lineage: Eukaryota; Fungi; Ascomycota; Sordariomycetes; Magnaporthales; Magnaporthaceae. The coding region runs from base 186 to 1445 and encodes 419 amino acids.
CCCGUCCAUUGAGAGAAACCCAUGACCUAUAAUAUACAAUCAGUUGGAAACGAGGACGAGACUGCGAGCAAGCCGCGCUGCUUCACCAACGUCUCCCGCCACCACAAAACCCCACACCACCACUCCAUCAAUCACACUACGGCGGAAAUAUCCUCUGCGGUCGCAACUACAGCACCGCCGACGCCAUGUCGUCAAUCGGGCCCCAGAUGCCGCCCCACCUCUCGAAGCGGAAGCGCGACGACCACGACGCCACCGCUCCCCAGCCGCCCCCUCCCAAGACGUCCCGUCGCGCCGGCGCCGGCGCCACAAACGACGACGAGAUCGCGCUGGACUGGGGCGACAACGACGACUCGGACGACUCGGACGACGACACCGGCCCCGCCGCGCCGCCGCCAAAAACGGCCGCUCCUCCUCCCGCGACAGCCGCGCGCCCAGAUGCGCCGCCCCCCGGCCCGCGUCGCCCGUCGCCGGCACCAGCGCCCAGGGCUGCGGUAGGCCCCAGCAUGCCGCCAUCUCGGGCACCAGCCAAUGGCGGCGAUUGCGACGGGGGCACAGGGCCUACGGCGCCGCCAGCCCAGCGACCGCAACCCACCGCCGCGCCAAGGCCCGUCAUGGGGCCGGCAGCGCCGCCGGCGGACCUGUCAGAGCGGCCGUCAGAGGACCCAGAAUCCGACUCGGACGACAGCUACGGCCCCCGCCAAGGCCCGCCGGAGGGAGAAGAGCAGGACGGCUCAGACGACGACGAUGACGACGACGACGACGACUACGGCCCAGCCCCGGCCGACAGCAGAGCCGCCCGGCGCAACGAGGAGCGACACCGCAGAAAGGACCCCGUCCACAUGGCCGGCGUCGGGUACGCGCGGCGGAAGCACGACGGGGCCUUGGUGGAGCAGGAGGAGAGGCCCAAGGUCCAACGCGACGAGUGGAUGGUGGUGCCGCCGCCCCCGACGGAGGCCAGGGACGCCGACCCGACCAAGAUCAGGGCGCGCGGCUUCGCCACCGGCCGCGCCGCGGCCGCCGCCUCUGUCAACUCCAACCAGGGCCUGGGCAGCAUGUGGGUCGAGACGGCGCAGCAGCGCGCCGAGCGCGUGCUAUCACGCGCCACGGCCGACAUUGUCGACGAGCGGACCGGCGGCGGCAGGCUCCUCAAGGGCGAGAGCGACGAGACCCGCGAGGCCGCCAUCCGCCUGUACACGGAGCAGACGCGCGGCAGGAGCAUGUACGAGGAGCACCAGGCCGCCCUCAAGGAGGGCAAGAGGCCAGGCGGCGGCGGCGACGCAAAGAAGGGCAAGGCCAAGGAGGAGGAGGACGACCCGAGCAAGCGCGCCUUCGACCGCGACAAGGACAUGGCCGUCGGCGGGCGCAUCACGGGCGCCCAGCGCCGGGACCUGAUGAAGCAGGCGGCCGACUUUGGCGGCCGGUUCCAAGCGGGGAAAUACUUGUGAGGUGCGUUGCUUGCUUCGCCCAUCUCUACUGGGCCUCCUUUCUAUCGGCAGGGCUAGAUGUUUCCCUCGUCCUCUUUUUCUUUGCAUACAAAAUUUCCACAUGUGUUACUGCAAACAUUCACCCGACCUCCGGAGAUAAGGGCCCCGCUACCGCCGACGGUAUAUCAGAAUAAUGAAUCUAGUGGGAUACCUACCUUGUCCGGCUGUCUAUCGCUCCUCCCUCCCAGACUCCAUCCCACUCCAACCGUCCUCCGACCUGCCAAAGAUGAGAAACACAAAACGCACAGGCACAUAUACUCGCACAAGACGCAGGACCCGAAACGAUGAGAUAAAAAUAGGAAAUAUGUAACACGAGACGCGAUGAUAAUAAUAGGAAAUAGGUAAUACAAGGUGAGGUGAUAAGAUAGAGAAUAGAUAUACAAGAAUAUUUUUCGCUCCUC